UGGCUGCGAUGUGUUUUGUUUGUCUGCACAAUAAAAUGGCAUAUGGCACAGAUGGAUGCAAUUGCACACUUGCCUUUACAACUAUUUACAAAUGACUAUUCUAAAACGAACUGUGAAGGAUGGGCGAGGCAGAAGCCGGUGAUGGAUUUAUCAGGAUGGUGAAAUCAGAGGCAAAAAAUAUUUAAUGCGAUCCUGAGCGUUUUCUUCUGUGCUGUACAGGGUCAAUCUCGGCCCAGAGCAACGCGCCUUCCUUCCCCCCAUUCAAAGGUCUCGCCUCCUCCGUAGCAGUAGCCAACCAUGGCCCUGGUAACCCUACAGCGCUCUCCCACCCCGAGCGCAGCAUCCACCGCCAGCACCGCCACCACCAACGCGGGGGAGGAAUUAGGGCGUGAUGAUGACCGGAGAGCAAAUCAGAGCCUCAGCGAGAGCUUCUUCAUGGUCAAAGGAGCUGCCCUCUUCCUGCAGCAGGGCACCAAUGCACAGGGACCCAAGACCCCUACACACCACAAACACACAGGUGACUUACCUCGACACCUGCAGGUCAUGAUUAACACCAUCCGCUCUGAGGACCGCAUUAAACUGGCUGUACGGUUAGAGAGUGGUUGGUCUGACCGUGUGCGGUACAUGGUUGUGGUCUACACCAGCGGUCGCCAGGACACAGAGGAGAAUAUCCUGCUAGGGAUGGACUUCACCGAUAAGGACAGUAAAAGCUGCUCUAUCGGGAUGGUGCUACCACUAUGGAGUGAUACGAAGAUCCAUUUAGAUGGAGAUGGAGGAUUUAGUGUGACCACAGGAGGACGAUCGCAUGUCUUCAAGCCUGUUUCUGUGCAGGCCAUGUGGUCUGCCCUGCAGAUCCUCCAUAAGGCAAGUGAGGUGUCUCGCAGGCACAACUACUUCCCCGGGGGCAUGGCCCUCACCUGGAUGGGCUUCUAUGAGAGCUGUAUCACCUCUGAGCAGAGCUGCAUCAACGAGUGGAACGCUAUGACUGACCUGGAGACCAUGCGGCCCGACUCACCUGCCAUGUUCGUCGAACGGCCAACGGAGAGAGAGAGAACAGAGUGUGCAAUCAAAGCUAAACUACGCAGCAUCAUGAUGUUCCGUGACCUGGAGAAUGUCACUUCCAAGGAGAUCCGUGUGGAGCUAGAGCAGCAAAUGAGCUGUAACCUGAAGGAGUACAAAGAGUUCCUUGACAACGAGAUGUUGCUGAUCCUGGGUCAGAUGGACAAAGCCACUCUCAUCUUUGACCACCUCUACCUGGGCUCGGAGUGGAAUGCCUCCAAUCUAGAGGAACUACGGGACUGUGGUGUGGGCUACAUCCUCAACGUGACCAGGGAAAUAGACAACUUCUUCCAGGGCACGUUCUCCUACCACAACAUCCGGGUGUUUGACGAGGAGGCCACGGACCUGCUGGCCCACUGGAACGAGACCUACAACUUCAUCGUCAGAGCCAAGAAGAACCAGUCUAAGUGUCUGGUCCACUGUAAGAUGGGUGUGAGCCGGUCAGCCUCCACGGUCAUAGCGUAUGCCAUGAAGGAGUAUGGCUGGACUCUGGAGAAGGCCUACAACUUUGUGAAGCAGAAGAGGAGCAUCGCUCGGCCCAAUGCUGGCUUUAUGAGGCAGCUGGCCGAGUACGAGGGCAUCCUGGACGCUAGUAAACAGCGUCACAACAAGCUGUGGAGGCCCGAGGGAGGGGAGGACAACCCAGAUGAGGCAUCUGGCCAGUGUUGUGGUGGAGAGGAGACCCCCGUGGAGGAUGAGGCCUGGGGGGGAGAGGGCUGCGGCGCCUCGCCCUGCCAGGGCAUGGGCCUGGAGGUGGACGCCCUGGACCCUCUCAACUACAACUACUACUUCAGACGGCUGUCGGACACGGCCCUGGACAGCGAACCCUCCACCCCAGUGCGCGGCCCUCCCCUGCUGGGCAUGGAAAGGGUGUUCAUCGAGAUCGAGGAUGUGGAGAGGGACGCCCUUCUGGAGGACGAGGGCUUCCCCAUGGCCCAGCUGGCUCUGCCUGGGGAGGGCACCGCCGCCCAGACCUGUGGGGGCCGCCUGGAGCCCCUGGAGGACAUGAGGCUACGUCUGGAGUUCAGCACGGUGGAGGAGGAGGACGAGGAGGAGGUGCAGAAGGAGGAGGCGGAGAUGGCCGCCCUGGCCCGGACUCCUGCAGGAGGAGAGGGAGCGACGGAGGACGAGGAGCGGAAGGAUCAGGCCAACGUGAACCGCUUCAACAACGAGAACGCCAACAACAGUAACCGUCUGGCUGCCAAGCGCAGCUGCCCCGCUGCCUUCGACGACAGUGCUAGCACAGGAAACCCUUACAAAGUGAAGCCCUCCUACCAGUCGUGUAAAGACUGCCUGCGUCUGCCACCAGGGCGGCGCUGUGAGCGCCCGGCAGGAGGACGCACCCACCGCCUUAACCCCACACGCCACUGCGGGGUGGUCCCCACCAUCUCCAUAGACCCCCCUGGCACCCACUUCGCCAACACCCCCACCCCCCACUCCCCCUGUGCCCUCCCUGCCACCAUUGCCCGCCUGGAGGCCUACCGCCAGCGGCUGGUGUCGCCCAUGAGCUGCGAGGAGCUUCCCCGAGACAGGCACUGCUCCCUGGAGACUGAGGACAUGGACGAGCUGCAGGAGGAAGAAGAGGAAGAGCAGGAGCCAAAGCCAGGCAGGGAGGCGGGGACAGGAGCCAUCACAGAGCUCACGUUUAUGAAGCUCAGCUUGGAGGGGGAGAGGCCAGCGGGUCAGCCUCCUGGUGUGGAGUUGCAGUCUGCUGGGGUGGAGAUGGAGCCUCCUGGUGGUGGAGUGGAGACACAGCAGGAGGCCCUGGCCCAGCUACAGAGGACAGGGCUGGAGCUGGGGCGGGUGAGGCAGAGAGCAGAGCAGCUGGAGAGGCUCUUAGGCCUGGCCAUGGAAGGUCCACUCUCAGGGGCUGGGCUGUCUGACCAGAUAGACCUGAGCUUUGCGGUAGAGGAGAUGGAGAUGGAGGGGGAUGUAAGGGUGCAUUCUAAAACCCCCAUCCCCUCUACCAGCUGUGCAGUCACAGCCGCAGACCCCCAGAUGAACACCACCCCAGUGUCGUACCCCCAGUGGUCCACCCAGACUUGGACCCCUGUGUCCUCCCCCCACGGCUCCACCCUCACCCGGAGCUCCAGCAGCGACAGCCUCCACAGCAACCGCGGGGGACACCCAGACCUGGUCAGGCCGCGCACCCAGGAGAUAGAGACCCGCAUGAGGCUGGCCGGCCUGACCGUCCCCUCCCUGCUCAAACGCUCUAGCUCCCUGGCCAAGUUGGGAGGCCUCACUUUCUCCACAGAGGACCUCUCAGACCUGGCUGAUGAUCAGGCCCAGCUGUUCUCCACCGUGCCCCCAACCCUCUGAGCCUCUGUCCACCCCCUGAAGCUGACUGUGUUUCCAGUGUCUCUCCUCCAGACAGGUUCCAUGUGUCUAAACUCCAGACAGUGUCAGAGCAGAGGGAGCAGGUUUGAAGGAGAAGGGAUACAUUUGCCAGGUGUGCUAGAGGUGUCCUGGAGACAUGCCUGAGACAUAUUAGCAGCAUGUUGGCUGGAAGAAAGAAAAGUAACUAAAGAAUUCAUAUUCCUAUUAUAGACUGAGUGUACAAAACAUUAAGAACACCUUCCUAAUAUUGAGUUCACCCCCCCCUUUGCCCUCAGAACAG
Coregonus clupeaformis (lake whitefish) is the source of this 3676-nucleotide messenger RNA. RefSeq names its product protein phosphatase Slingshot homolog 1-like. Gene Ontology annotation, cellular component: cytoplasm. Bases 298 to 3378 code for a protein of 1026 amino acids. NCBI's taxonomy places the organism in Eukaryota, Metazoa, Chordata, Actinopteri, Salmoniformes, Salmonidae. The record is from RefSeq and is a predicted model, not a curated record. The transcript has 15 exons. Gene Ontology annotation, molecular function: protein tyrosine/serine/threonine phosphatase activity; actin binding. Gene Ontology annotation, biological process: actin cytoskeleton organization; negative regulation of actin filament polymerization; protein dephosphorylation.